CCAACGUACGAGAUACUAUAUAGCCUAUAAAUACCCACGUAAAUUAAGCCCCCCAAAGAAUCCAUUACCACCUUGAAUAUCAGUCCAACAAAAUCUCCCACUCCUAUCUAGUAGUUCACUUCGACCUUCGCUAUUAUACAAACAACAGUCCUUUCUAGCUACUCUCUUAUCUCGAAAUAUGAAGCCCGUUUCUGCAACUCUGCUGAUUGUUUCGCUUCUUCUUACCUCAUCUCUCCUCAGAACCACCGCGGCUCAGGCUGAUACAAGUUAUCCUUGCAAUUCCAAGUGCCAGGACAGGUGCGCCUUGGCUGGAGAGAAAAAGCGUUGCCUGGAUUACUGCGGGAUUUGUUGCCAAAUAUGCAAAUGUGUGCCUCCGGGUACGUCCGGAAACAAGUCAGAGUGCCCUUGCUACGGAGGCUUGCGCAACUCCAAGGACACCUCCAAGUGCCCUUAGAGAGAGAGAGAGAGA
Messenger RNA from Rhododendron vialii, 469 nucleotides. Its product is annotated as peamaclein-like. The record is from RefSeq and is a predicted model, not a curated record. NCBI's taxonomy places the organism in Eukaryota, Viridiplantae, Streptophyta, Magnoliopsida, Ericales, Ericaceae. The coding region runs from base 179 to 454 and encodes 91 amino acids. The transcript has 2 exons.